UGUUUGAAAUUUGAAAACGACCGUGAGACAGUCUUGGACUUGUGCCAGAAAGAGGUGCCGCUGUGCAUUGAGGUCCUUUUGGCAUGCAGUUGCGAAGAAAUUGACGCCAAAACCGAUUCAUUAGACAGCGCCUACGUUCUGGAGCAGUGGCAUUUCGACAUCCAAUCCAAAAAGACCGCCGUUCCGAUUUUCUUCAACCUCAAUCAGCUGGUCAGCGCGAUCCGAUCGCAGCUCUACUUCUCCCAGAUCACCGCAUGGCUGAUGACACGUGACGAAACCGAGGCUGGUGGUAUAACCGAGAAUAGCUUCCGCUCCUACCUGACUGCCCCUGGAAAGACGCUGGCCACUUCCAUAUUUCAUCUGUCGGCCAACAAACACGAAUUCCCCGAGACAGACAUCGGCAACGGACUUACAUUGAAAGUGUGUUGUUACAGCCUGCCCAGAACCUCCACCAUUCCCGACAUCAAGUGCAAGAACUGUGCUACGAAAAAGGUUUACGACAUAAUGGACCUGGAAAACUGCCUGACCCCUCGAACCGCCGAAAACGGGGCUCAUACGAAGGACAACCACUCUCCCCAAGACACCAACGACGACACGCACAAGAAUUGCUUGUUCGACGACAGAAUGGUCACCUCUUGCACGUUGAAAGGCAAACACAGAUGUGACGACCUGGAAGAGGAGGACAACAUCAAAAUCGACAAUAAUCUGAACGUGAAAAGACUGUGCCAGAGCAAGAAAAACGAGCCUUCGACCAGCUCCCUGAAACGUAACCUAAAGGUGUAUAUCGAACACUCGACGCCUUACAGCAGCGAUAAGUGCGUUCCGAGGAAUGUCAGGCUAGAUAUGCUUCACACCAAAAAUGAUCUCAACAAGGACAAGGGACAGUUGUUGUUGGACGCUAUCGAACGUAGCGGCAGGAAUAGUACAAACGAAAGUGCAAGAGAGAAUGAAAGUGAUCCUGUAAAUUGUGAUAAGCGAGCAAGUGAUAUAUUUAGUAUUAAGCAAAACAGUAAUUUUAGCAUAUACAAACAAUGUGAUAGCCCUAUUCCGCAUGUGGGACCGAAGAAAAUGAGGGAUAUAUCGAACAUCGACGUGGCGAAGUGCAUGAACGUCAAGAAGAAGAUCGUCUUCGACGAAGAAAAGGAGGGUGGUCUAGUAGAGAUUCCUAGUCCUUCGGAGAAGGCAAAGUUCCGCAAGAAUUUGGGCAGCGCCGCUACUAUGGUGUUCCACGCCAGGACGGGACUUCCUCUCACGAGUAGUCCUGCGCCUGUGCGGAAGGGGAAGUCCUCCUUUGAUUUCGACUCGUCUAUCAACUCAGUUUCAGCAAUAAAAAGUGCAUUAUUUUCCAACGGCUUCUCAACAGACGACGAAAGUGAGAGCGAUGGAAGUAUAGUAUCGCCUUGCAGCCCCGAUAUAUUGCCGACUAGCCAUUGUCAGGUGUCCCCCAUCAAGUUUCGGAGGAAAGGACAUGCAGCGGGUUUAUUAGGUAGCUUCGAGGAAUCCGUUCUGAAUGGUCGUCUAGAGCCAGUGUCAACCGUCCAUGGUUUCACAGCCGAGCUGGGAGCAAGCGGAUCAUUUGUUCCUAAGCAUCUCGUCGUGCCCGUCACAGUAUUUUUCUACACUUUGGGCGACAACGACAAAGUGUCCUCACCAUAUCUUAGUCAUAUUAACCUCGGCAAGAAAGGCUAUAACGUGCCCAAAUCAGGAACCGUUCAAGUUACCCUGUUCAACCCCCUGAGGACGGUGGUGAAAAUGUUCGUCAUCAUGUAUGAUCUCUCUGACAUGCCGCCCAACUCCCAAACUUUCAUUAGACAACGCACACUCUACAUGCCGACCAAAUGCAAAGACGCCAAUCUAGAGUGGGGUCCAAAAUGGCUCAGGUAUCUCAUACAUUUGAGAUUCAUGAGUUCAAAGUCAGGAAAAAUCUACCUCCACAGCGACAUAAGAAUGAUAAUAUUCCGCAAGUGCGACAUGGACACAGCAACAGCUCACGGUAUUGACAUGAGCUACGAACUGCGCAGCUUCACUCACGCCCCUUCUAAUCCGAAAUUCUCGCCUAGGAAGUAACUAGGAGUCAAUUCUGUUGGCAAUGAUAAUCCGUCGUCCACGAAUUUUUACAGAUACCUGUGCCGCUUGGUACUCGGUUGUUUUUUUCAGAAGUAGGAGGAUCAUUCGGGAUUUCGCUGAAUGCCUUUCGGUCUACGCAAUGCACCAUACGCAUGGCAAAGAACGAUGUAUCGGAAGAUAUGGACAAAAAACUAGUGAUGCAUCUUGAUGAUUUUUGUUAUUGACAUAAUUUGGAGUUUUUGAAACACUUCAGUUGAAACUCUCGGAAUGGUCCACCUGACGAACAGACAGUUUUUGUUUGGAAAAUCCAAUAAAAAAAUAUCGUUUUUGUUUUUCAUCUCCAUUCUAGACGAAAUAGCUCAUCAACUGCCAUUUCAGUGUAAAUGUUGUAAAUACGACGUAGGAUAAUUUUAAACGUUUCUUUAACACUACUGGUAUUAUGAAAGUUACAUGAAUUUGUGAGGAGAAAUUCGGAAAAUAUAUUGAUACUUUCGUUAUUUUUAGGUACAGAAUUGGUUACUGUUUUUAUAGGUUGGGAAACCAGUAAGGUAGUGUUACAGUCCAUUUUAUUUAGCAUAUUAUGCAUUUCUUAAAUUUGUCCUACUUCUCCUUGACCUAUGCCACUGAAUAAAAUUUUGGUUUUUAA
Molecule: messenger RNA, 2713 nt
Organism: Leptinotarsa decemlineata (Colorado potato beetle)
Lineage: Eukaryota; Metazoa; Arthropoda; Insecta; Coleoptera; Chrysomelidae
Gene: atos
Product: atos homolog atossa
Source: RefSeq, a predicted model, not a curated record